AUGGGGAAUCCUGUAACACGUAUAGACAGAGCACGAGUAGCUCUUAACAUGAAGAAUGCCGGAAACAAGUAUGUUAAUACUAAAGAAAAUGUUUUCAGUUUGGCAAGGGGAAGGGCCCAGUACAAUGUAGCAACUAUCUGUCUGAUUUACAAUGCAACUGGCGACACUAUUACUCUCCGAAGGCAUUUUCAUAAAUGGGGCAAGUUUGAAUCGAGCUCGUACCCUAGAAACAUUCCAAAUGGCCAGUGGGCUGCGUUUUUAUAUGGUGAGGCAUCUUGGCCGGAUCGGCCGGCAUUUUUACACGGUGAGAGUUAUUGGGCGCGGCCCAUUGGACCUGAAUCCGAAACUGCAGUUCUUUAUCGCGGCAAAAAUGAAGCCGGGCAAGAAUGUGAUUGGUUGUUUGCUUGGUCCAGCCCGUGUAAGGCUUAUACUGAGAUCAAGGAAGUUUACUACUUUAAAAACAGAUGGAAUGAGAUUGGUGAUAAACUAGAUAAUUCUGAUUUAACUAAACAAGAUGAGUGGAAUGGAUGUUUAUCCUAUGCGUCAAUUGAAAGUACUGAUGAAUUCCCUGUAUUCGAGGCGAUACUGACGCUGAAAAAUGCCUAA
Diospyros lotus (date-plum) is the source of this 606-nucleotide messenger RNA. RefSeq names its product 23 kDa jasmonate-induced protein-like. The transcript has 2 exons. The record is from RefSeq and is a predicted model, not a curated record. NCBI's taxonomy places the organism in Eukaryota, Viridiplantae, Streptophyta, Magnoliopsida, Ericales, Ebenaceae. The coding region runs from base 1 to 606 and encodes 201 amino acids.